CCGGCCGUCCCCUCCCGCAAGCGGACGCAGGGAACUGAGACCCCCACCACCCCGCGGCGUGUAGGGUGCCAUGGAAAGCCGCUGGCGGACGAACGCAGUGGGAACGGAGGCACUGGCCGGCUGAGGCCCAGGCAUGCGAAGCCCCGGCGGGAGCCUGCUCCACACGCUGCCCCGGGCCUUGCAGCACGCCUCCCGGCCGACCGGCGCGGAGCAGCCCGGCCGCAGGGCACCGGAGCGCACGGCGGGAGGGGAUUGCCCCAAGGACCGCCUUCCCCGCGGGGGCGGGGCUAGCGCGGCGGCGGCGGCAGCAGCGGCGGCGGCUGCCUCGGGCGCCCUGCUCGGCGCCUAUCUGGAGCGCCACGGUCCGCCCGCGGCCUCUGACUUGCCGGCGCCGGCCGGGGCGUUGGCGGGCGGCCCCGGGAGCGGCGGCGGCGUGGUGGUCGGGGUGGCCGAGGUGAGAAACUGGCGCUGCUGCUGCCUCGGCAGCACCUGUUGGUGCCGGAGCCUCGUGCUGGUGUGCGUGCUGGCCGCCCUGUGCUUCGCUUCCCUGGCCCUGGUCCGCCGCUACCUGCAGCACCUCCUGCUCUGGGUGGAGAGCCUCGACUCGCUGCUCGGUGUCCUGCUCUUCGUCGUGGGCUUCAUCGUGGUCUCCUUCCCCUGCGGCUGGGGCUACAUCGUGCUCAAUGUGGCGGCCGGCUACCUGUACGGCUUCGUGCUAGGCAUGGGGCUCAUGGUGGUGGGUGUCCUCAUCGGCACCUUCAUCGCUCAUGUGGUCUGCAAGCGGCUGCUCACCGCCUGGGUGGCUGCCAGAAUCCAGAGCAGCGACAAGCUGAGCGCCGUUAUCCGAGUCGUGGAGGGAGGAAGCGGCCUGAAGGUGGUGGCACUGGCCCGGCUGACUCCCAUACCUUUUGGACUUCAGAAUGCAGUGUUUUCGAUUACUGAUCUUUCCUUACCCAACUAUCUGAUGGCAUCUUCAGUUGGACUGCUUCCCACUCAGCUUCUGAAUUCUUACUUGGGUACUACCCUGCGGACGAUGGAAGAUGUCAUCGCAGAACAAAGUGUCAGUGGAUAUUUUGUCUUUUGUUUACAGAUUGUGAUAAGCAUAGGCCUCAUGUUUUAUGUAGUCCAUCGUGCUCAGGUGGAAUUGAACGCAGCUAUCGUAGCUUGUGAGAUGGAGCUGAAGACGUCUCCCGUGAAAGGCAAUCAGCCAAAUCCCAGCGGUUCUUCCUUCUACAACAAGAGGACCCUCACAUUUUCUGGAGGUGGAAUCAAUAUUGUAUGAUUCUUACAAACUGAUUGUCAAGAGCCUAGUAUGCUGCCCAGGCCUACCAGUCACUUCCCUAAUGGCUGACACAAGUGCCAUUGUAUUAUGGCACAAACAAGACUGACUAGUUUUUAAAUUGCACAAUUUUCUAAAAGCAAGAAUCAUUUUCUGGGUCUGUAAAUGUAAAAGUAGAUGCAGCUUUGGCUGCCCCUUGUUCUCUCUGUAAUGGCCUAUAGGUGUGCACUUUAGUGGUUUUAAUUGUUUUAUUGUGGGGAUUUAUGAACAGAGAAAUAAUCUAAAUAUUUUUUUUUCUGUUUAGUAUCUUUAUUUAUAAAGCCCAUGAAUAGUUGUCUGCAUCUGUCUUUAAAGAUGAGUAAAGAUAUGCAGUUCUAAAUUUAUCACUGCUAGAAGUCCUUUCUUUAGGUCAUCUUUCCAGAAGGGGAAACUGUUUAGUUUAUUGUUCACUUGUUUGCUUUAAACAGGACAACUUUGCUUCACUUUCCUUGCUUAUAAGAAAAUAGAUAUAUUUCUGUUUAAUGUAUGUUAUCAAGCAUUAUGUCAUUUUGGGCCAUUUACUCCUUUCCAUACAAGCAAGUGCUCUUAAGAUUCCUUUUUAUUUUCACUGUGUAAUAUGCAAAGCGAAAGGGAAAUUAUUUAGUAGGUGGCUCAGAGGUAGAGCUCACCGUGUUCUUAUAUGAUUUUCUUGGUUUCACUUUUAGAUCUCCUCAAAGGGCUGUCCGAUAGCACUCUGACCAAACCAUUUCCCUUCUUAAUAAUAAUAAUUAGGCUUUUAAAUAAGCAUCUUAUUCCUAUAACAUGGUGGGCUUACCAUCUCUAAAGUUGUCAUUCAGGUGGCCUUGUUUAGUCAAAACGCCUUGUUAAAAAGAAACAAGCUUUAAAAUCAUGUUUAUAGUUCCAUACACUACUUAUACACACACACACACACACACACACACA
Acomys russatus (golden spiny mouse) is the source of this 2221-nucleotide messenger RNA. RefSeq names its product transmembrane protein 64 (gene Tmem64). The coding region runs from base 134 to 1282 and encodes 382 amino acids. Lineage: Eukaryota; Metazoa; Chordata; Mammalia; Rodentia; Muridae. The transcript is spliced from 3 exons. The record is from RefSeq and is a predicted model, not a curated record.